Molecule: messenger RNA, 3051 nt
Organism: Pongo pygmaeus (Bornean orangutan)
Lineage: Eukaryota; Metazoa; Chordata; Mammalia; Primates; Hominidae
Gene: LSM14A
Product: LSM14A mRNA processing body assembly factor
Exons: 11
Coding region: 912-2303 (463 amino acids)
Biological process (GO): P-body assembly; cytoplasmic stress granule assembly
Cellular component (GO): P-body
Molecular function (GO): mRNA binding
Source: RefSeq, a predicted model, not a curated record
UCAAGGAUUUUAGUCUGAGCAGCUGAGUAAAAAUGGUACCGUUUACAUCAAUAGGGAAAGGUGGUGAAGGAGCAGGUUAGAGGGAAAACAGGGAGCAUGGCUUUGGACCCUUAACGUUUGAGAUUCGACAGAAACCGUGGUUCACGGAACUGAUCCAAGCUACAUACUGAUAAUUGGGAUUGGUGAGUUACAAUGGGAUUGCAAGUCAUGAAACUGGUUCAGACCGACUGAAUGAGCGGGACAGGAAGGGGCUGAAACACUUGAGUCCUUGUGAGAGCCCCAGCUCUAGGGGCAGCCUCGGGGGAAGCUCCCUGGGCGAUGGCUGCGGUAAUGGAGCCGUAGGAGCUCCACGAGGUGUAGGUUCAGCGUCUUAAAAGGAUGAGCAGCGGCUCGCCACAGCUCGGAGGCGGGUGGGCAGCGCUCCAGGCCGAGGGCCCCGCGUCGGCAAAGACACAGGACCCACGACAAGGCGGCCACGGCCUGAGUCAAAAGGAGGGCCGCGCGCCUCCUCUCCAGCCCGCAGCAAGCGGGUGCCACGAGGCACUCAGCCGGUCCCCGAAGUUCCUCUCACGCGGCCCCAAGACUACCACCGUAGUCCAGGCCAACAAGCGCUGCCGGGACUCCUGAAGCCACGAAUGAGCCGUGAGCCACCAGCCCUCGGCCAAAUCUCGCGAGAGCGCGGCCUCGCCCUCCCAGCAUGCCCCGCGCCGCCGCCGCUGCCGCCGCCGCCGCCGCCGCGCCGCGGCUUGAGGGCUGGAGGCUGGGGGAGGGUAGCGGAGCCGGCGCCGCCGCCAUGUUGGGUCUGAAGCGGCUGCUGUAGGCGCCGACGGAGCGAGCGGGCGUGCGGAGCGGGCGACAGCGGCGUGGGAUCUGCCUCUCUGCGAGCAGCUGGGAGCGGCGGCGGCGGCGCCAUGAGCGGGGGCACCCCUUACAUCGGCAGCAAGAUCAGCCUCAUCUCCAAGGCGGAGAUCCGCUACGAGGGCAUCCUCUACACCAUCGACACUGAAAACUCCACCGUAGCCCUUGCCAAAGUUCGAUCCUUUGGUACAGAAGACAGACCGACAGAUCGUCCAAUACCACCUCGAGAUGAAGUCUUUGAAUACAUUAUAUUCCGUGGGAGUGACAUUAAAGACCUUACUGUUUGUGAGCCACCAAAACCACAGUGUUCUUUGCCUCAAGACCCAGCUAUUGUUCAGUCCUCACUAGGCUCAUCGACCUCUUCAUUCCAGUCCAUGGGUUCUUAUGGGCCUUUCGGCAGGAUGCCCACAUACAGUCAGUUCAGUCCAAGUUCCUUAGUUGGGCAGCAGUUUGGUGCUGUUGGUGUUGCUGGAAGCUCUUUGACAUCUUUUGGAACAGAAACAUCAAACAGUGGUACCUUACCCCAAAGUAGUGCGGUUGGUUCUGCCUUUACACAGGAUACAAGAUCUCUAAAAACACAGUUAUCUCAAGGUCGCUCAAGCCCUCAGUUAGACCCUUUGAGAAAAAGCCCAACCAUGGAACAAGCAGUGCAGACCGCCUCGGCCCACUUACCUGCUCCAGCAGCUGUUGGGAGAAGGAGUCCUGUAUCAACCAGGCCUUUGCCAUCUACCAGCCAAAAGGCAGGAGAGAAUCCGGAGCACAGGCGAGCUGAAGUACACAAAGUUUCAAGGCCAGAAAAUGAGCAACUCAGAAAUGAUAACAAGAGACAAGUAGCUCCAGGUGCUCCUUCAGCUCCAAGGAGAGGGCGUGGGGGUCAUCGGGGUGGCAGGGGAAGAUUUGGUAUUCGGCGAGAUGGGCCAAUGAAAUUUGAGAAAGACUUUGACUUUGAAAGUGCAAAUGCACAAUUCAACAAGGAAGAGAUUGACAGAGAGUUUCAUAAUAAACUUAAAUUAAAAGAAGAUAAACUUGAGAAACAGGAGAAGCCUGUAAAUGGUGAAGAUAAAGGAGACUCAGGAGUUGAUACCCAAAACAGUGAAGGAAAUGCUGAUGAAGAAGAUCCACUUGGACCUAAUUGCUAUUAUGACAAAACUAAAUCCUUCUUCGAUAAUAUUUCUUGUGAUGACAAUAGAGAACGGAGACCAACCUGGGCUGAAGAAAGAAGAUUAAAUGCUGAAACAUUUGGAAUCCCACUUCGUCCAAACCGUGGCCGUGGGGGAUACAGAGGCAGAGGAGGUCUUGGUUUCCGUGGUGGCAGAGGGCGUGGUGGUGGCAGAGGUGGUACCUUCACUGCCCCUCGAGGAUUUCGCGGUGGAUUCAGAGGAGGUCGUGGGGGCCGGGAGUUUGCAGAUUUUGAAUAUAGGAAAACCACAGCUUUUGGACCCUAAAAGGUCUGGAUUGAUCGUACUGCUUUCUGAAAGAAAGACAACAAAGUUGCUGCAUAGUCUACAAACAAGUCUCUGAAAAUAGGUGAAUUUCUAGCUCUUCAUGGUCCUGAACAUUGAUUUCAGUCUUUGCGAAGAAUGAAGAAGUGAAUUCGCUGUACAUUUGUCACCAGCACUGGGUUUUUGUUUUUUGUUUGUUUUUCCCCUUAAUUUCAAAGAUAAAAUGCAGUUACUUUUGGGGGUGGAAGGCUCAUCUUAAAACAUGAGCAUUAAAUAUAUUUGGAAUAGCAGAAGGUUAAGUAAUUUCUUAUGUAUAGUUAAACUAAAGCAGUACUUCAGUGGGACUUACAAGUAUUUUUUCAUCACUGAAAGGUUUUUUUUUUAUCACUAAAUUGUAUUUGGCAAUUGCAAGUUGCCUGCAGAUAGGGCCGUGAUACUGUGUUUUGAGCCACAGAAGGUUGUGUGUGUGUGCGUGUGCGUGUGUGUGUGUGUAUCUUUUUCCUCCUUUCUUUUGGGGAAUCCUGUAAUAUGAGGUAGCUUAUUUCGUCAAUUAAUUAGGGUGCUGGAUGGUAGAGAAUUUUGUCAGUCAACUAUGUACACACAGUAAAUACUGUUUCUUAGGCAAAGGUAACUUUUUUAUAUAGUUGUAAAAUUCCAUUAUAUUCCAUUGCCAAAGAAACAUUAAGAACUUUGUAUAGCUGUAUAAAAAGCAACUAAUUUUUUAAAGAAUAAACAUUUUAAAGUCAGCAAA